Messenger RNA from Musa acuminata AAA Group (dessert banana), 1253 nucleotides. Its product is annotated as glycine-rich RNA-binding protein RZ1C-like. Gene Ontology annotation, cellular component: nucleus. The transcript is spliced from 3 exons. Bases 103 to 1038 code for a protein of 311 amino acids. Gene Ontology annotation, molecular function: mRNA binding; zinc ion binding. NCBI's taxonomy places the organism in Eukaryota, Viridiplantae, Streptophyta, Magnoliopsida, Zingiberales, Musaceae. The record is from RefSeq and is a predicted model, not a curated record.
GCUGAUUUCUCAUGGUCUUAUAAGUAUACGGAGCUCUGAUUUAACUCCCUAGGGUUUCUAUCUUCGUGCUUCGUUGUUCCGAUAUUGAGAUUUUGAGCGGAGAUGUCGGCGAAGGAAGAGAACCGGAUUUUUGUAGGAGGCUUGUCGUGGGACACCACGGAGCGGCGGCUGGAGGGGGAGUUCGGCCGCUUCGGGAAGGUUAUCGAGGCUCAAGUCAUGCUGGAGAGAGAUACUGGCCGCCCCCGUGGAUUUGGAUUUGUGACAUUUUCUGAUCCUCGUGCUGUUGAUACUGCUAUCAGUGAGAUGCAUGGACAUGAGCUGGAUGGACGAGUCAUCUCAGUGAACAAGGCUCAGCCUAAGAUGAGCACAGAUGACACUGGCUAUGGCUACAAUGGAGGGGGAUACACAGCAGGCAGCAGAGCUGGUUAUCGUGGUGAUGAUGGGCCACCACCCGCAGGGCGUUCUGAUGAAUGCUUCAAGUGUGGUAGUCUUGGACAUUGGGCACGUGAGUGCCCUUUGGCCGGGGGAGGCAGUGAUGGUCGUUUCUCUUCUCGCUCGAAGUUCGGCAGGGGUGGUGGCCGUGGGGAUCGUGGUAGGGGGCCAGAUCGCUACAGUGAUCGCUAUUCAGAUGAUCGUUAUGAUGGGGGUCGUUAUGGGGACCGAGAUCAUUUUGGUAACAGGGACAGUCGUUAUAGUGGUGGCCGUGAUCGAUAUGCUAAUGAUCGUUACGGACCUCCCGGGGAUCGUUUUUCGGGUGAUAGGUAUGGAGGUGGACCUGAUCGUUACCCGCAGAAUGGAUACGUCAGGGAACGAAGCUAUGAACGAGAUGGUCCGCAUGGUGGUGGUACCUAUGAUCGAGAGGGAGGGCCAAGAGGCAGUGGCUAUGACAGGGAUGGACCACGUGGUGGUGGCAGUGAUAGAUAUGGGAGUGGUGGCCCUGCACGUUAUGAUGGUGGUGGAAGUUACAGGGACAGGCCCAGGCCAUAUGAUCGACCAAGUAGGGGUGGGCGCCCACCAUCUUUUGAUGUUCGCUAUUGAUGAAUGUAGGCUGUUAACAGUUAACCUGCAGUUGUUUUUCCUGACUUUGCUCUUUGCUACUCUAGGGUUGAUUGUGGAACAAUGCAGUGGUUGUUGGUUUUGUUAAUAUAAGGAUGGAAGAUCUGUUCUGUCCUUUUGCUUUUGGAAUCAUCUGAAUCCAUCUGGCAAUGUUAGCAGCUAUAUGAUAGUUUGUCUUAUACAUUCAGAUUGACUCA